Physella acuta is the source of this 570-nucleotide messenger RNA. RefSeq lists its product as uncharacterized. Lineage: Eukaryota; Metazoa; Mollusca; Gastropoda; Physidae. The record is from RefSeq and is a predicted model, not a curated record.
AUGAGCUACGUUGUAAUACAACCCUCGCCUAAUGGGGCAGUAAAUGUGCAUGAAAGGGCGGGUGGGAUCCGUGCUCAGCGGGUCCCUCCUUACUGGGAGAAACGGGUCCCUGCUGACUGGGAGAAACGGGACCCUGCUGACUGGGAGAAACAGGACCCUGCUGACUGGGAGAAACAGGACCCUGCUGACUGGGAGAAACGGGUCCCUGCUGACUGUGAGAGAGAAACGGAGAGAAACGGGUCCCUGCUGACUGUGAGAGAGAAACGGGACCCUGCUGACUGGGAGAAACGGGUCCCUGCUGACUGGGAGAAACGGGACCCUGCUGACUGGGAGAAACAGGACCCUGCUGACUGGGAGAAACAGGACCCUGCUGACUGGGAGAACCGGGACCCUGCUGACUGGGAGAAACGGGACCCUGCUGACUGGGAGAAACGGGACCCUGCUGACUGGGAGAACCGGGACCCUGCUGACUGGGAGAAACGGGACCCUGCUGACUGGGAGAAACGGGUCCCUGCUGACUGGGAGAAACGGGUCCCUGCUGACUGUGAGAGAGAAACGGGUCCCUGCUGA